UAACAAUCGCAAAGCAGCAUGGGAUCUUCCUCUUCGAUCUCUUCAAAUCUGCAAUCAGUCUGAUUACAGAUAUGGCGCCACGAAAGGGUCAAAAAACUCAAAAGCAAGAAGAGAAUAUCUCUCUUGGACCUCAGGUUGGUGAAGGCGAACUUGUGUUUGGUGUUGCGCACAUUUUUGCUUCGUUCAACGAUACAUUUGUUCAUGUGACUGACCUAUCAGGAAGGGAGACCGUGUCCCGUGUUACCGGUGGAAUGAAAGUCAAAGCUGACAGAGAUGAGGCUUCUCCCUAUGCUGCUAUGUUGGCUGCACAAGAUGUUGCUGCCAGGUGCAAGGAGAUUGGUAUCACUGCCCUUCACAUCAAGCUAAGAGCUACCGGUGGCAACAAGACCAAAACUCCAGGACCAGGGGCCCAGUCUGCACUUCGCGCUCUUGCUCGAUCUGGAAUGAAGAUUGGACGUAUUGAGGAUGUSACACCCAUUCCCUCAGACAGCACCAGAAGAAAGGGAGGCAGACGUGGUAGACGUCUGUAGAAACUGUAAAAUCUACAAAUAAAGCAURAAUUCCAUCUGAAAA
This is a messenger RNA of Exaiptasia diaphana, 573 nucleotides long. Its product is annotated as 40S ribosomal protein S14. Gene Ontology annotation, biological process: maturation of SSU-rRNA from tricistronic rRNA transcript (SSU-rRNA, 5.8S rRNA, LSU-rRNA); ribosomal small subunit assembly; translation. NCBI's taxonomy places the organism in Eukaryota, Metazoa, Cnidaria, Anthozoa, Actiniaria, Aiptasiidae. Gene Ontology annotation, cellular component: cytosolic small ribosomal subunit; ribosome. The record is from RefSeq and is a predicted model, not a curated record. Gene Ontology annotation, molecular function: small ribosomal subunit rRNA binding; structural constituent of ribosome; mRNA 5'-UTR binding. The coding region runs from base 72 to 530 and encodes 152 amino acids. The transcript has 5 exons.